Molecule: messenger RNA, 3648 nt
Organism: Colletes gigas
Lineage: Eukaryota; Metazoa; Arthropoda; Insecta; Hymenoptera; Colletidae
Gene: Tdrd3
Product: tudor domain-containing protein 3
Exons: 11
Coding region: 1035-3146 (703 amino acids)
Biological process (GO): mRNA processing
Cellular component (GO): cytoplasm; nucleus
Molecular function (GO): RNA binding
Source: RefSeq, a predicted model, not a curated record
UUUUUUUUAAUUAUAAUUAAGUAGACCUUUAGGUCUAAAAAUAAAAGUUUCGAUGCAUCGUUGACUUCGAUCGCGACAAAGAACGUUGUAUCGAAAUAUUAUGGCCGACGACACAUGUCGUUCCAUUUACGUAAGUUGCGUAGAAAGAACGAUCACGAUCUAAAGAAUUCCAAGCAUUGAGAAACGUAGACUCUCACUCUUCACCGAAACUUGAUUUUAGAACCUAACGCGCGAGACGCAAGGUCUGCGUGACCCAUUUUUUGCGCAUGUUACCGUACGAGCAUCGUUUUCGGAUAAUGGUCCACUUAUACGCUUGAACUCUUGCGUGCAAUUUCUUCGAGAAUUCACGCAAGAGUUAUACGCUCGUUUCUGCAUGUUUUUAAUAAAAUUACUUUGUAACUUUCUCACUACUGUACUCCUUAUCGUUUAUAUCCAACGAGAGUCAAACGAUCAAGAAAUUGUGAAAACAUAAAGGUCUUGUAUAGUUACAAAAUCAAGGAAAGAUAACUUGUCCUGUGUAACAAGUGUUCGCAACUUAAUAAUAAAACGUUUAUAGCUAGAGAAUUUUUCGUUUAUAACGAUAAAAUGAAAUGUUUUAUAAAGUGAUAGGCAAAUAAUUGCUCAUUAAUUAGAUAGUCAACCGUAGUGGUGUUAUUUUUAAAUAUUCGACGAUAUAUCGAUACUGACGUUCGUUGGAGUACCGAUAUAUCGAUCUUAAAAUCACUGUGCACUAAACGUUCAAGAUGGUGGCAGAGAAUUUGAGGUCCAAUAGGCGCGGUUCUUUUUAUCCAUUGUUUGGAAGAAUCAAAAGGUAUCAGAGCGUUUAGUGAACGAUAAUAAACACCUGCCAAAAGAUCUGAUCACGUUUCGCAAUUAUUGAUGCUUCGAAAACCUGUUCCAUAUUGGUUUAUACGUCAGCUGACACAUGUUUAUGUACGAGUCGAAUACACGCAUGUAACGCACAUGAAAUUUCUCCUGGAUAAACCGUCGAACUGAAGGAAUUGGCCCGUUGAGAAAUCUGGUUCGAGGACAAAAUGACAGCGGCUAUUAUGGAAAAGUUAAAGGACAAGGGGUGGUACAUAACAGAUCAUGGUUAUAAUACUGCAAGCGACUAUGGAAAUGUUACGGAUGUCCACAAAAUUAUAAAGCGAUUGCUGGAUCUUGAUUUAAGAGAAACCGGUAAUGGUCAAGGAGACGUCACUCUGGGUAACAUUGUAUUGCAAGUACAAAAAGUACGUAAUGUCUCUGCUGCUAAGAGCAACGAGGAAUCCAGAGCAGCUCCACGUCUGUUGAAAUUAUCUUUAACGGAUGGUAAAAAUAACUACCAAGCUGUAGAAGUUGAACACAUCUCGUCAUUGAGUUUAAACACUCCCCCUGGUACAAAAAUAUUAAUUGGUUCGGGAAACUUACCGAUAUCCCAUGGGAUUAUUUUACUAAGACCGUCGCAUAUAGCACAAAUACUUGGGGGAAAAGUAACAAAUCUUGUGGAAAAAUGGGAAUUAAACAAAAAAUUGGCAUUACAUACGAGAGUGCGAUCUGCCGAAGAAGGUGGACCUCCACCAUGGAUACCGUUUGGCAAAAAAAUUAUAAAAGUUACUGAACAUGACAACAAUUUUAAAGCAUUGGCGGAAAAAGAGAAAUCUACCAAAGAGAAUACGGAAUUCGAAACUCAACGGAAAGACGCGAUAGCAGAAGCUGCUAAGCAAGGUAGCAAAAAGAUUUUUGGUGGGGGAAAUAAACAGCUUUUAGAUCACAGUGUACAAAAAAUAGUAGAUCGAGGCUUUUCUAUAGAACAGGCAGAAUAUGCGUUGAAAGUUAAUCGAAAUAUUGUUGAUAAAGCCUUGAAAAGUUUGAUGAAAACAGAUACCAAAAACAAUACAUUCAAAGAAACACGGAAACCCCGAACUAAACGAUUCGAUAAGAAAGCCGAAGAAAGUAAACCAAGUAGCGGGAAUAUAUCUCUUUUUGAUUUUCUAGAGGAUAAAUUGCCUUUACAAUCCGAGACUACCGAAACUAGAAAUCCAUCCCAGAAUAGUUAUACACUGAGUACAGAAUCUAAUUAUGAUAGGGUUGAAUCUAAAAGUAACGAAGCACAAAGUGGAAAAAGUGGAAGAGCUCAAAAAGGGGGGCGCGGAUAUCAAGUUCCUCCCAGACAUUCGGAAGAAAAUAGGAACAAUAAAAAAUCAAACUUUAAUAGCCUUGUCACCCCCCAAUAUUCAGAGUAUAACGGGGGAAGCAAUUCUCAACAAAACAAACCGCCGCGAUUCCAACGAAAUCAAGAUACUCAUAGUUAUGGUCUGCAAGAUACAGGAACCAAAAUGUACCAAAAAUCUAACUUGAACGAUUCCCGAAAUUCCGGUUUACAAACACGUACCGAUGGAACACACAUUACCGAUACGGCUAACUAUUAUAAAGCUUCGCAGGAUCAGCAAGGAAAGAGUUUUGGUAGCAGCAGGAAUUAUAAUCAUCACGAAACUGAUGCCAGGAAUAGGCAAAGUUACGAUGUUUCUUACGGUAGGCAUAAUCGAGCGCAAGAAGAUGGAACGCAUAGAGCUUAUCCUGUAACCACAAAUGAUAAAAAUGACAAAAACCAACCGAAUAGAUACCAACCAAAUGAUAGUUCUGGCGGUAAAGGGACUAUUGGGCCCAACAGCCAAAGAGGCCAAAAUCAUUUUAGUAACAAUCAAAACGCGAAUGUACCUAUCGGCGGCACUUGGGUUUGGCGCGUGGGUGAUAAAUGUUUAGCUAAAUAUUGGGAAGAUAAUAUGUAUUACAAUGCCAAAGUAACCGGGGUAUCGGAUAGAACGUGUGUUGUUCAGUUCAAAGGAUUCGAAAAUUAUGAAGAAGUACUCCAAAUGGACUGCUUACCUAUAACAGAAGAUCAUCAAGUUCAAGAUUAUGUCAUGGAUCAGAAACAAUCAGAUCAACGGUUCGAUAACAGACAACUUCGUUAUGAUCAAACACAGAAUCAUAUAGCUGCGGGCAUGGAAUUUCGAAGAAGCGGAAGUGGAAUCGUUCCUACAAAUAAGGCUGGUUACAAUAAGAAGCGCAGUCAGCAAAGAAGCGCCCAGCCUAUUUAUCAGCCUCCCGCGCAACGAUGUCAGAGCUCUACGCCUAUGAAUACUCAAAAUAAUUCCUUACUUUAAUGUAUCGUCAGUCUCUUAUUUUAGUAAAAAUACUGGACUUCGCUGAAUUAUUGAUUGUAGUUGUGUUAUUUUGGAAGACUGACCUCAGGAAAAAAAAAAAUGUUCUACAUGCUCUCUGCGUACGAUGGUUUAGAUAUCAGAUGGAUUAAAACGCAAUAUAAAUGAGUCCUGUGCCACAAAAUAAUUUAUAUUCGUAAACGAAACUUGUAAUAAGUGUACAAUUGUAGUACGAAUUAUUUCCUUAAGCAGUGAAAGUGAAACUAACAAUUAAAGACAUUAAUGUAAGGUGUCUAUUAUGUUCUCUAAUCAUUAAAUAUUUAUACUGUAGACCAGUCGCGUACUAAUGUCUGAUAAUUGUGCAGCAUUUUGAUAUUUCGUCCACUUCCGCUAACACUUAAUCUAAACGCAUAAUGUAAAUUGUGCUGUAUAUUAUUUGUAACUAAUUUGUAAUUAUAGUUAUUUAGAACGAAUUACAACUGUGAAAAUCGAUAGCACAUUUAAA